GAAAAUAGUCAAAAUUUUUGCGUUUGGGAACUAAACGCACAAAAAAAUGGCAGGGGCUGCUCUCAAGAGGCUUAUGGCUGAGUAUAAACAGUUGACCCUGAAUUCGCCGGAAGGUAUUCUUGCAGGACCACUCUCUGAAGAAAACUUUUUUGAAUGGGAGGCUUUGAUAACUGGCCCUGAAGGAACUCCAUUUGAAGGAGGUGUUUUUACCACAAGACUUGUGUUCCCUCCAGAUUAUCCUUUGAGUCCCCCAAAAAUGAAGUUCACUUGUGAAAUGUUCCAUCCUAAUGUUUAUCCUGAUGGACGAGUGUGUAUCUCCAUUCUACAUGCCCCUGGUGACGAUCCCAUGGGGUACGAGAGUAGCGCUGAACGAUGGAGCCCUGUUCAGUCUGUUGAGAAAAUACUCCUCUCUGUUGUUAGUAUGCUGGCAGAACCAAAUGAUGAAAGUGGGGCAAAUGUUGAUGCUUCCAAAAUGUGGAGAGAAAAUAGAGAAAAAUUCAAUGAAAUAGCAAAACAGAUUGUAAAGAAAUCUCUAGGUCUUCAAUGAGCAUUUUAAAAUCCUGAGUAUACUUUUUUGGUAGUUAUUUUACAUGUAGUGUAUAAAGUGUGACUGAAAAAAAAAUUGUUGUUAAGCCAUAAGUGAAUUUAGGAUAAAAUUUAAAAAAAGUGGGACUUAGGAACACACAAUAAAUGAGAACACAUCACCUCCAUGAUUUUUAAAUUUGUAGUUUAAUAACUAUAUAAAAAGUUAAAAAUACAACAUUCUGUUAUAUAAAUAAGGAUGCAUUUCAAUGAAAUUUCUUUUCCAAUGUGAUGUUAUCCCACUGUCACAGGCCCAUGUCAAUAUGAAGCUUAAAUCAGGAAAUCAAUUCUUCAAAAUAAUACUUUUCAGAAAAAAGGAAUAUUUACCAGGAAUAUGGCAACUAUAUUACUUCAGAAUUGAAUAUACUAAUGAAAAGCUGUGACUGGAUGGUGCUCUGAACUCUCUUGCAAAAUGGCUGUAUUAUGCAUCUGUAAUAAAAACUAUUGACUUGUGUGGAAGUUAAUAGUACUAGUGCAAUAUUUAAGGAAAACCCAUUUUGCUUACAAAUGUAUGCAAUAUAAUUAAAACUUAACCUAACUUUAUAAAAUCGUCUUGUUUAGGUUAUGUUGUCUUUUCCAGCCAGUCUAACAACUGUAAUCAAUUUUAAGCUGCAUCAGUGCAUGUAACGUAGAACCUUUACUACCACACACAGUGGUAAAGGCAACUUGUCAAGUGGAGAUGCCAUGGAAACUUGACAGUGCAAAAUUGUUCUCUCACCUCUGUCAAUUUCUUUGACAGGCACAGUAUAAAAACCAAAUUUCAAUGAAAAACUUGUCUUUCUUCCAUUUGUACUGUAUACCAACAAUAAAAACAUGCCAAGGAAAACAGCAAAGCA
Molecule: messenger RNA, 1418 nt
Organism: Stylophora pistillata
Lineage: Eukaryota; Metazoa; Cnidaria; Anthozoa; Scleractinia; Pocilloporidae
Product: ubiquitin-conjugating enzyme E2 G2
Source: RefSeq, a predicted model, not a curated record